CAGUCUUGUAGAAUUAGCCUACCUUGUAAGUUCUAGUGCUGGCAUUAAUAAUCAAAGUGACAGGGCGGAGGGACUAUUUGUUUUGUAGCCGGUAACUACGUAUGUAGUUCUGUGUCACAGCCAUUUCUUUGUAAUAUAACGUGGACUAUCCCAAACAUUACAUUUUGUUCCUAGGAUUAUGUAGUUUGUACGAGGGAACACACAUUGGAGUUGAAUAAAGCUCUUCUUGCACGGCGCUAAGACCAAGGGGAGCUUCUAUUGCCAAAUCCAGCAGUGCACUCACGAGGGAGUCCUCCUCGUUUCUGCGCGGUGAUUGGGUGGAAGAUGGCGCUGGGCGAAUGGAAAUCCUAAUGACAGUUUCCAAAUUUGCCUCUUUUUGUACCAUGGGCGCCAAUGCCUCCGCUCUGGAGAAAGAGAUUGGCUCAGAGCAGUUUCCAGUCAAUGAGCACUACUUCGGAUUGGUCAAUUUUGGAAACACCUGUUACUGUAACUCAGUGCUCCAAGCCCUCUACUUCUGCCGUCCGUUCCGGGAGAAGAUCCUGGCUUACCGCAGCCAACCGCGGCGUAAGGAAAACCUGCUCUCCUGCCUGGCUGACCUGUUUCACAGCAUUGCAAACCAGAAGAGGAAGGUGGGAGUUAUCCCUCCAAAGAAGUUCAUUACACGACUACGCAAAGAGAACGAGCUGUUUGAUAACUACAUGCAGCAGGAUGCCCAUGAGUUCCUGAAUUACCUGCUGAACACCAUCGCUGACCUGCUGCAGGAGGAGAGGAAGCAGGAUAAGCAGAACGGUCGCCUUGCCAACGGGACGCUGGACUCCCAGAACAACAACAGCAACGCCGCGCCCGCCCCGACCUGGGUCCACGAGAUCUUCCAAGGCACGCUGACCAAUGAGACGCGUUGCCUGACUUGCGAAACAAUUAGCAGCAAAGACGAGGACUUUCUGGACCUGUCAGUGGAUGUGGAACAGAACACCUCCAUCACACACUGCCUUAGAGGGUUCAGUAAUACGGAGACCCUGUGCAGUGAGUAUAAGUACUACUGUGAAGAAUGUAGAAGCAAACAGGAGGCUCACAAAAGGAUGAGAGUGAAGAAGCUGCCUAUGAUCCUGGCCCUGCAUCUCAAGCGCUUCAAGUACAUGGAGCAGCUGCAGCGCUACACCAAACUGUCCUAUCGUGUCGUCUUCCCGCUAGAGCUCCGCCUCUUCAACACCUCCGGAGACGCCACCAAUCCAGAGAGGCUGUACGACCUUGUCGCAGUCGUGGUGCACUGUGGGAGCGGUCCAAACCGAGGGCAUUACAUCGCCAUUGUAAAGAGUCACGACUUCUGGCUGCUGUUUGACGAUGACAUCGUAGAGAAAAUCGAUGCUCAAGCCAUAGAGGAGUUCUACGGACUGACCUCUGAGAUCUCCAAGAACUCAGAGUCUGGAUACAUCCUCUUCUACCAAUCCAGAGACUGAACCUGGAGGAGAGAGCCUCCGUUGGGCAGCAGGAGACGAAAAAAUAAAAAUAUUAAAAAAAGCUUUGUACCCGCAGCGGGAGGUGGAGGGGUCCUUGCAGCCCUUAUGGUGUCAUACCUGCACAGGUGUUAUUCAGACCUGUGCAUCAGAAACAGACCCUGCAGCCCAGCCUCAGACCAAACCUGCACCCCUACACCACCCACCCCGCCCGCCCGACUGCCUGCCCCCGCCCCUAACCCCUCCCGCGUCCAUCACCCUGGCCGGAGAUGGGCUGCAGUGGUGUCAAGGUUGAGUUGACAGCUUCAAGGUGUCGUCAAGAGUUUAAAGACGUAUACAAAGAGGGUUGUACAGAGGCUGUGGUGAAUGAUGCUCUGGUUUUAGCAUGGGGGGGAGGGGAGGGGCGCUAGGGGGGGUAUUUAACGAUUCAUAUGUUGUACUAUUGGCCAGGUGUCUGCUCUCCCACACACUGUAACUCUGCAAUGCUGCCUGGGGCUCAGACCAGUGGACUGGAGAGAGAGAGGGGGGUGGAGAGGGGGGAGGG
Molecule: messenger RNA, 1998 nt
Organism: Hypomesus transpacificus
Lineage: Eukaryota; Metazoa; Chordata; Actinopteri; Osmeriformes; Osmeridae
Gene: usp12a
Product: ubiquitin specific peptidase 12a
Exons: 9
Coding region: 339-1457 (372 amino acids)
Biological process (GO): protein deubiquitination
Cellular component (GO): nucleus; cytosol
Molecular function (GO): cysteine-type deubiquitinase activity; cysteine-type endopeptidase activity
Source: RefSeq, a predicted model, not a curated record